CGGAUGUGACCGUCAGUUCGAAUAAACAUGGCGGACGCAGCACAGCCUGAACCGCAGGAUUUAGAGAUCAAGAUUCAGGAAACGCGUGAGAAGUUUAAAAAUGAUUUCGUUCAAGACUCCAUGCAGAAGUACGACAGCAGAGACGUGGAGCGACUGUUUAAAGACGACGCGCUGGUGGAAAGCUACCUCACGUGGAGGCAGUUCGUGGUGGAGGACACGCUGAAGAUGAUCGACGAGAGUUUUCAGUGGAGAAAAGAGUUUAAUUUGAACGAUCUGACUGAAAGCAGUAUUCCACGCUGGAUGUUUGAAACCGGAGCUGUUUAUCUUCACGGCUACGACAAAGAAGGCAACAAACUCUUCUGGUUCAAGGUGAAGCUUCACGUUAAAGACGCCAAGACGAUUAUGGACAAAAAGAAGUACGUGGCUUUCUGGCUGGAGCGCUACGUUAAGCGUGAACCCGGCAUGCCUUUAACCGUCGUCUUCGACAUGUCCGAAUCCGGCCUCAGCAACAUCGAUAUGGACUUUGUGAAGUACAUCAUCAACUGCUUCAAAGUUUACUAUCCCAAAUUUUUGUCCAAAAUGAUCUUGUACGAGAUGCCCUGGAUUAUGAACGCUGCGUGGAAGAUUGUUAAGACGUGGCUCGGCCCAGAGGCCAUCAGCAAGCUGAAGUUCACCACCAAAAGCGAGGUCCAGAUGUACAUCGACGCCGAGCAUCUGCCCCCGCACAUGGGAGGGACGGACCAGUUUAAAUACAGCUACCCGCCGCUUCCGGACGACGACUUCCAGUCUCCGAUUUGUGAGAACGGACCAAUCGUUAGCGAGGACGAGAGCGAGAUCAAGGACACGGAGUCGGAGUGUAAAGAAAGUCUGGAGUCCAGCUUUAACACGGAAAUAACCGUCAAGAGCAAGAAGGUGAAUUUUGCAGAAGAAUCAGACAGAACUGAAAGUUUGAGUCGCCUCAGAGGAGCCAGGAAACCUUUGACCACUUUUAAGGGCACUUUGCUGCACGUCAGUCCCGCUGAGGAACUCCGUUUCGGCUCCAGAGAAACGGAGAAGAAGUGUCUCAUCAUCCUGAACAACAUCACCAAAAAUCAAGUGGCGUUUAAGGUACGAACGACAGCGCCGGAAAAAUACCGCGUUAAGCCAAGCAGUAGCACCUGUGAGCCUGGAGCCAACGUAGACAUUUUAGUUUCGUUACACGGAGGCUUCCAGGCAUCUCCUCAGGACCGGUUCUUGAUCAUGGCAGCCGAGAUGGAACCAAACGCUGGAACUUCAGAUCUUUCUCAGUUCUGGAAAGAAGUAUCGAAAUCAAAAAUCAUGGAGCACAGGCUUCGGUGUCACGUUCUCGAGCCUCCGAAAUCUAUAUUGAGCAGUUCAAAUGAAAGCAUUUCUGUAACUUCUACCAGCGACGCACAUGAUCUACAGACAGCGCUAACGCGGAUCAUGACCACUACCUCGCGUCUGGAACAGAAACUGGAGAUGUGUUUAUGGGUGCAGAAGGUUCUUCUCGUCAUGGUUUCAGUCCUGAUGGCUUUCAGUUUCUCCACCAUGUAUUCACUGUGGAGAUCGUAGACUGGACACAUUUCCAGCACAUAAAUAAAAUACACGACCAAUAAGCUGCUGAGGAUCAGAGGAUCCGUACGACGUCAUCGGCUCACAGCUGCCUCUGUCCUAACUGAGCGGAGAACUUCCUUGUAUGAUCGAGACUUCAUCAGUUCCUUGUUAGUAAUAAUGUUAUUAAUAAUGUAUUUUUUAUGACUUAUCAUGAAAUGUUUAAUUUAUAACAGAUGCAGCGUAGCUUGUAUAGUAAUUGUUAAGCGACAUCAUUUUGUGAUCCAUUGUAUAAAUCAAAGAAGCAGGUUUGUAUAUAUAUAAAUUUAAAAAAUAAAUCUUUUUAACUGCCA
Molecule: messenger RNA, 1904 nt
Organism: Ictalurus furcatus (blue catfish)
Lineage: Eukaryota; Metazoa; Chordata; Actinopteri; Siluriformes; Ictaluridae
Gene: mospd2
Product: motile sperm domain containing 2
Exons: 15
Coding region: 28-1572 (514 amino acids)
Source: RefSeq, a predicted model, not a curated record